Messenger RNA from Sinocyclocheilus grahami, 1164 nucleotides. Its product is annotated as sushi domain-containing protein 4-like. Gene Ontology annotation, biological process: negative regulation of complement activation, classical pathway; negative regulation of complement activation, alternative pathway. The annotation marks the transcript as partial. The record is from RefSeq and is a predicted model, not a curated record. NCBI's taxonomy places the organism in Eukaryota, Metazoa, Chordata, Actinopteri, Cypriniformes, Cyprinidae. The transcript has 6 exons.
CAGGGCUGAAAAUCCAUGAUGCAAUCCCAAUAGAUGUAAUAUUUUCACGUUUUACCUAGCUUUUUGUCGUUGUCAUCAUAAUUUCAGAGCAUUUGUGACCCGAUGAAUUUUAUUCAGUGAAAGAUGUUUCAUCAUGGUGAUAAAGAAGGCAAGAAAUCUGCGUUUGGACAUCCUGUCUACGGCCAGAUUGUUCUCUCGAUUAUCCUCCUCCUCCUCCCUCCUUUUCGGGUCACCGCCUUCCCGGUUAACACAGUAGUGGAGCCGUUCUGCAAGGAUCCUGGUGUUCCUGAGCACGGAAUCAGAACUCCAAGCAGCAGUUUGUUCUUUGAAAACUCAGUGGCCAGGUUCUCUUGUGUGGAUGGAUAUAGUUUAAAGGGGCCAGCCAAGAUUAUCUGCACGCGCUUCCAUAAUGGAUCGGUAGGCUGGAAACCAAGCCUUAAACCAGUGUGCCUUUCAGAAGGUGAGGCUACUCAGUAUACAACGACCCCUGAUACCAUGGGUACGUUUUACCCCGUGGCAGUUCUAGUGUUAAGAUUCAGAUCUCAUAUCCUAAACACAAUGUUAAACUUGGCUGUACAUGGUAAUAAGCACAGCUUUCUUCCCAUAGAGACAACCUGGCCUGGUUUUCAAGAUUCCCUACUAACCACAUGGAAAGUAGUGGCAUGCACGGCCACUAGUGUGCUGCUAGCCCUGCUCUUAGUGAUCACAGGCAAGAUGUUCCACUUCAAAUGCAAAUCCCAGCAAAGUCCAAGUGAAGAGCAAGCUGAGAGCCGAGAUCCAAACAUCUUGGUUGUAGAUGGUGUUGCUGUACCUCUUCCCUCUUAUGAAGAGGCUAUUAGUGGUACCUACUGUCAGCCCCCAGACGAUCUGUCCCCUGCUGGUCUGGGGAGCUCACAGCAUUCAGAAGAACAAAACCCACCUUCAUAUCCGGGGCAUACAGGGAGUCAGAAUGGUAUGCCGUUGGACACUGGUGAGGCUGAGACCUAUGAUAGCAUCUCGGACACAUCAGAAUGUCUUCAAGGCACACAUCCAUCUUCCUCCCAUGCUGGUGGACUCAAUAACAUGUCUGAGAAAACCAAUGCCAUCACCUCUAUGGAGGAGACCGCCUCCACAAGCCCCAGCAUAGACAUUGCAGAUGAAAUUCCUCUCGUGGAGGAUGGUGAA